CUCCUUUCUGGUCUCCCACAUGUAUGUGGUCUGGAUCAGUUGACAUCUGGCGUCAACUCAGGCUCUGCAUGGCUGUGGUGACCUCUCAUCAAAAGCCGGGGGACUCGAGUAUUCAUAAUCAGUGAUCAUUUCGCUUGCUCAUCGACGGCUAGGAUGACGUGGUUGGCUCCUCAUCAUCAUUGUUUUCGAUAUUUCUUAAGAAUUUGAAUUGCUUUUACUGCCAUGGAUGAAUAAUUGAUUUUGAUGUAGGCCUAUAAGAUACCAGUGACUCUUGAUAGGGACGGGCGGAUCGAGAUUUCAAACCAAUAUCAGUGGAAUUUAAUCACUGAAUAAUCAGACUUCGAACCACUUGAACCGUGAGACUUCGACAACGAUUUAAAAACAAAUAAUUAUUUUUGGCGAUUGUUUUGAGAAAGAGGAUUCAUGAAAGAAUAGAUUUAUUUGGGGGAAAAAGGCACGGAGUUAAUCAUCGCAGAUGACUGCUGGCGUUGAUCUUAAGUGAUGAAUUCAAAAUCGCCAAGGAUGAACUUUCACUGUGCCAAGGCGGAGUGAUGAUUCUAGUGUGAUGGUACCACUGGCCUCUUUGGAGGAACCUCUGGCAAGAACCCUCCUGGGUGCGGCCAAGAACCCCGACUGGGUCGGGAGAAGGGUGCAGGAAGACUUCGGACCCAGCUGAGCUCCACCGCGACUGUGAGUGAUAACAAUCGGGUGUAUUGAUUACCCUCGUCUAUAUUAUGCGUGAUUUGCAUGCAACAAGCAAGCCACUGACACGGAACAUCUGGGCAGAGAGAGAGAGAGAGAGAGGGAGAGACGGAAUAAAAGAGAGGGAGGCAAAGGGGGUUAGCCUUAUUUCUGAGUGUUGAUUUGCGUGCGUGUUUGAGACAUCGUCUUGCUUUUAUUCUCCCGUUGACUGUCCAGCUUUAUCUAAAGCCAGCUUCGCUCGAGUGUUAUUUGUUCAGCUUUCUUACAACGAUCAGUUUACUCAUUGUAAAGGUGAUAACAACGCAAUGCAAGUCGCCCAGCUUGCGAUGUGCUGUGAUUUGGCUUCGAGACCCCUUCUUUUGCCUACACAAGUCACAAUGAAGACUAUUCUGUGUGCAUAAUCCGAGUAGGUUUAAUACCCGAGUCUCCGGACGUUGUUACAUGCAAUUAGCAGUUUGACCAGGUGGGCUCACAAUCUCAAGAAUGCGGAACUCGCCGAGCUGUAUUCGUGUGAUUGAAGCUGAGGGUUGGUAGACAUGGCGCAGAGCGAAGGCGAAAAUGACUGCGACAUGGAUCAAGAAGCGACUAAACAAGAAUGUUCUGAGAAGGAUGAAUCAGAAUGUGACAGGACCGUCUCUUCCAGUGGGGCGACCAGUACAGGUGCGACGACAGCGAGACCCAGCAAAGGGGCGGGGUCGUCGAGUGGGGCUGCUUCGAAGAGCAGGAGAAGUCGUCGAAAGCAAAGCGAUCCCCGUCGCGUCGGCAGUGAGAUAGACAAAAUGGAAGUUGUUGAGAUCAAAUCUGAGAUCAUAGAUCAGGAUGAUAGUGAUAGUAACGAAAAAGAUCCGGAAGAUAAUUUUGACGACGAUGUCUUUCUCAAAGUCCGGACCAACGCACUGUCGCCCAAUCCUGGAACACCUACGAGUUCGGAACGAUUGGAAGGAUCAUUAGUGCAUGAUCAAUCACGCGUUCGUAUCGGAGAUCGAAGGGAUGUUUUACAGACAGAAGUCGACAACGGCGACGACUGCCAACCUCAGGAUCUUAGCAUGAGCAGUAAAAAGCGUGAUCAUAAUCGUGUUGUCCUUGCAAUACCUUCGGUUGUUAGGCCAACCAAACCUAAAGGAACACAACGUGACCUAGGAAGACGAAAUGAGUCAGAUUCUGCAAACGCAUCCACGCACUCGCAAAUUUCCCAGAAUAACGCUCAUGUUUUUCGAACAUUUGCUCAUGAUUUACAGGCAGAAGGACUUGUCGGUCUCGAGAGAGAUUACCGAUUGAAGUACAGACACGAUUUCGACGACGAUUACCACGAAUCACAUUCCCAUGCUAUCAAUCCCCACCAGGAAUACCCCACGCCUCUGCCAUUCGCGAUUGCCCACCAACACAAAGUUAUUCUCGACUCACAAGAGUGCAAUUCUCAGGACAUCGCGUGCGGUGACCACAAAGAAACAAACGGAAAAACAUCUCCAUCGACAUCCACGUCGUCCUCAUCGUCGACGUCACAAUCGUCGAAGUCGACAAACAAACCUGGGAGGUCGUAUAAGAACUUGAGUCGUUCGCGGAGGAUCGUCGCCAACGCCCGAGAGCGUAAUCGAGUCCACACGAUCAGCGCCGCCUUCGAGGGUCUUCGUCGGGCAGUGCCUUCGUACUCGCACAACCAGAAACUGUCGAAGUUAGCCAUACUCAGGAUCGCUUGCAGCUACAUCCUCGCUCUGGCCAAGCUUGCCGACCUCGAUUACAGCCCCGAGGAUGAACAGCAGAUGAGCUUUGAGGACUGCGUCGAUCUCUGCACCGAAACCUUACAAGCGGAGGGAAGAUCGAAGAGGCGGAAGGGCCCGUUAGAGUGACAUGGAGACGUUGGAGGCGCUCUUCACCCUCUUACAAGGCUGGUGCAAGGAAAGAAGGAAUUCUGAACCUUUUGACAAAAAUGGCAUGCGGCAUGCAGUACCGUAGGCUCAACGAGGAUUUAUUCAUCUAUCAGGGCUGGAAAUACGAGUAAGACAUGUGCCCAUGGCCCCCUUAAAAUGAUAUUAUGAUGAGACUUGGAGAUGAGAUCCCCAUCUCCAUUGGGGCGGUGCUUCAUGGAGCAGGGGGCAAGUAGAGAAAACCCGAAAAGAAAAGAAAAAGAUAAGGAGGGAAAGAGGAAGAAAGAAGACUUGAGGUCUGUUUCGUGUAUACUAUAAUAUCCUUAUUCAGCUGAGAAAAAGUCAUUAUGUUACCUAUUUCGCCUUGUCCCCUAUACUAUCAAAAUAUUAUGGUAUUUUACACUGUGCACACUAAAACCGCCAUUUGAAUAUUUAUGAUUCCCAUAAUACAUGAGGUUGGGAUGAAUUAGGGGAAAGAGAUGAAUAUGUAUUUAAUUAUUUUUUGUUUGGGUUGCGGUUGGGUCUACACAUUCACGUCUAACGACGUAAAAUUAGUUGAGACUAUACUCUGAAUGUAUGUAUAAUUCGAUCGCGAGGUGGGGGCAAG
Lytechinus variegatus (green sea urchin) is the source of this 3174-nucleotide messenger RNA. RefSeq lists its product as uncharacterized. The transcript is spliced from 2 exons. The record is from RefSeq and is a predicted model, not a curated record. Gene Ontology annotation, molecular function: protein dimerization activity; DNA-binding transcription factor activity. Lineage: Eukaryota; Metazoa; Echinodermata; Echinoidea; Temnopleuroida; Toxopneustidae. Bases 1239 to 2549 code for a protein of 436 amino acids.